Messenger RNA from Coniosporium apollinis CBS 100218, 1098 nucleotides. RefSeq lists its product as uncharacterized. Gene Ontology annotation, molecular function: ubiquitin protein ligase activity. Gene Ontology annotation, cellular component: nucleus. The coding region runs from base 1 to 1098 and encodes 365 amino acids. NCBI's taxonomy places the organism in Eukaryota, Fungi, Ascomycota, Dothideomycetes. The record is from RefSeq and is a predicted model, not a curated record. The transcript has 2 exons.
AUGUCGCACAGCAAACGCAACACCUCCCUCGCCUUCUUCACCUCCCAUGAGCGCUCCCAGCUGCGCGGCACCUGGGGCACGCGCUCGACGCGCCUAUCCCGUGAUUCCUUCCUCCCCUUCGGCUCUUGUCAGCUAUGCUUGCUCCCCUCGCGCGACCCAGUCGCCUGCACACAUGGCGAUGUCUUUUGCCGCGAAUGCGCUGUUAGCAACCUUCUGGCACAGCGGAAGGAGAUCAAGCGCAUAGAGAAGGGGCGGGAGGCAAGAAUGAGGGAAGAGGAGGAGGAGAAGGGGAGGGAGGAGGAGAGGGCGAGGGAAAGGGCUGUGAGGGAGUUUGAGGCGGUGCAGAUGGGGUUGGGGAGCAAGUUGGGCAAGGGAAGGGAGAUCGUGGGCCGGGAGAGGGGAAAAGUGGUUGUUGAGGAGGUGGUGGAGGGUGCGGAAGCCGGCAAGAGAGGCGCGAAGCGGAAGUUUGAAAUCGACGAGGAGGAGCUACUAAGAAUUGCGGCGGAGGAGACGGGCAGGGUGAAGAGGGCGCUAAGCGAGGAGAAGAGGGAGGCGGACUCGAAGAAGCAUCUCCCAUCCUUUUGGGUGCCGUCGCAGACGCCGGGAAGUGAUGGGACAGCGACGGCGAACGGCGUGGAGUCAAAACCGGCGAAGCUUCAGUCAAUCUGUCCGGCGUCUGCGGAAGAUCAGCCCCACUCGUACGCCCUCAAGACUCUCGUCACGAUACACUUCACAGAGGAGAAAGCAACAAACGGCGGCGAUCCUGUUCGCAGCUGUCCGGCCUGUAGCAAGGCGCUCACAAAUUCCACCAAGGCUAUGCUCGCCAUCCCCUGCGGCCACGUCCUCUGUAAGCCUUGCACGACGCAAUUCAUGACGCCGCAUUCAGAGCCAGAUCCACACAAUCCGGAUCAUGAAGUCGGAGUGUUGAGGUGCUACGUCUGCAGCGAGGAUCUGACUGGUCCGAAAUCGAAGAAGGAAAGCAAGAAGGACAAGGAUCGCAUCAAGCCGGGCUUAGUAGAGGUGAGGAGUGAGGGCACGGGAUUUGCAGGCGGUGGGAAGAACAUGGUCAAGAGAGAGGGCGUGGCGUUUCAGUGUUAG